AUGCUGCCCCCAGCGAAGCUGCAGCGCACUGGCUCAUUAGGAGGAGCAGCACCAGCAGCAGCAGCAGCAGCAGCAGGAGCAGCAGCAACAACAUGUGUCUCUUUCUCUGUGCAGUCUCCUCCUGGGGGUAGCAGUGCUGCUCCUCCCCUGAGGCUGAGCAACAGCAGCAGCAGUAUUAUUGUCAACAGCAACAGCAGCAACAGCAGCAGCAGCAGCAGCAACAGUGGCAGCACGGGGUCUGGUUCUUGGGGUGUAUCGGGAGGUGAAGGAGCAGCAGCAGCAGGACCAGCAGCAGCAACAGCAGCAGGAGGAGGAGUUUCUUCAAACAGAUUGGGUAUGGGUAGCAGCAUUGCUGCUGCUGCUGCUCCUACUGCAGCAGCAGCAGCAGCAAACCGGCCUCGUUUUAGUUUAUAUCUAUCAUCAAAACGUAAUUUAUGCUGCCCUUUUUGCACACCAAGCGGCAGCAGCAGCAGCAGCAGCAGCAGCAGCAGCAUGAGGAAAGGAAGUACAAUAGUAUUAGAUAGCAGCAGCGGCGAUCAACUAUGCAAAGAGUGCGGAUUUGUUCUAGAAGAAAGAGUAUUAAAUGAAGAACAAGAGUGGCGAUCGUUUAGUGCUGAGAACUCAGGGGGCGGUGCACCUAAAGGCAGCGAAAGAAAUAGAGUCGGUGAGGCAUUAGACGGCUGGCUACAAGACGGGGGUAUAUCUACUAGCAUGCUGAUAGGAGGAGGGUCAAUGAGUAAAGGUUUAGGCUCAGGGAGACGUUUACAGAUUCUUCAUGAAGCAGCUACAGGUAGUGCUGCAGCAGGAGAGACAGGAAAUAGAGACAGACAGCUCAGAGCUGCUUUUUCUUACUUACGUCUUAUUGCUGAAGCCUUCAGCUUAAGAGAUUAUAUCUUAGAGAGAGGCAAAGAAAUUGCUAAAGAAUUGCUGGAUGCUGGUCAGCUAAGGUCUCGAAGCACUGCGGUGUCUAUGCUAGCAAUAACAUAUUUAGCAUGCAGAGAAGCAGGCGCAACGCGAACAGUAAAAGAAUUAGUUGUUUAUGAUAGAUCUAUUACUGAAAAAGAGUUAGAUACUGCAGCAGACUUCAGCUGUCUAUGCACAUCAGCGAUGUCGCUGAACAUGUUGCUAAAAGAGCUGCGCAAGUCUUCGUCAGCAGUCAUAGGCCGAACUCUGUUGCUGCAGCAGCAAUAUGGUUAG
This is a messenger RNA of Eimeria acervulina, 1197 nucleotides long. RefSeq names its product transcription initiation factor iib, putative. Gene Ontology annotation, cellular component: nucleus; transcription preinitiation complex. The coding region runs from base 1 to 1197 and encodes 398 amino acids. NCBI's taxonomy places the organism in Eukaryota, Apicomplexa, Conoidasida, Eucoccidiorida, Eimeriidae. The transcript is spliced from 4 exons. Gene Ontology annotation, molecular function: TBP-class protein binding. Gene Ontology annotation, biological process: DNA-templated transcription initiation; transcription preinitiation complex assembly. The record is from RefSeq and is a predicted model, not a curated record.